ACGCUCUUCGUAUUUAGCGCGAAAAUACUGGAAAAAGUUCGACCAGCUCCCGCUUCAUCAAUCAUCCAGUUGUUUGUUCGCCGACCAAGCACCAACCGCGAAAUAUAUCCGUUGAGAGAUUUUACAGUGGACGACUUCAUUAGCUUCGCGUUAGACGAGUUUAUCCGUCUUCUCCAACUAUUUUGAAUUUUCCAGAAGGUUUAGGUUUUGAGAAAGAUUUCUAUCUUUGCAAUGUUACAGUGGAUGGGUGGAUCAAGACGCAAAGUUACCACUUCAAGGAAGUCAACACAGAAAAGGCAAAAGCAAUACUUUGAACAAAGAAAACGAAAACAGCAGCAUCAGCAGACAGAUGUGGAAAACUACUAUGAUGGAAAUAACACAUAUAGUCAGCAAAGCAAGAAUAAUAAGUCACUGGAUGUUCUCAGUCUGCUGAACCUUUCAGCAGUUUCUAAAGAACCCAACUCCCGUUGCCCCCAAGGGAACAAUGAAGGCAUUACUCUCAGUCCUAACCAUCAGACCAUAUCGUGCCCUCGAACAGUUCAAACCAAUGAAGCUACUGAAAUGAGUCCCCCUAGGUUUGAGGAAGAAAGUUCAUCAUGUUUUCCUGUGGAUACUGUAUGCCCAAAGAAUUUUCCAGUUGGUGCACCUGAAUCCCAAAAGCAAAAGUUGAAGGGCAACUGGAACAUCUUAAAUCUAUCGAAGAUGCCAGCUGAGCACCAGCUAUCUGUUAUCGAUAUUAUCAGUGAUGAUGGUCCAAGUAGCAAUUUUAAAGAAAGUGCUGGAAAUGAAGCUCAUGUUGCCUUUUCUAUUCAAGGUUUAGGUAAAGUGGAUGCAGAGUAAUUGUAAGAUGUAUUGAUAUGUUCUGCAGAGUUUCUAGAAUUGAAAAAAUAUGUUUAUGAUGUACAUUUUGUUGAUAACAAUGAUGGCAGUGCAUGGGGUGAUGCUUCUAGGGUGAAGUGA
Molecule: messenger RNA, 960 nt
Organism: Ipomoea nil (Japanese morning glory)
Lineage: Eukaryota; Viridiplantae; Streptophyta; Magnoliopsida; Solanales; Convolvulaceae
Exons: 11
Coding region: 232-840 (202 amino acids)
Source: RefSeq, a predicted model, not a curated record